Molecule: messenger RNA, 750 nt
Organism: Cynocephalus volans (Philippine flying lemur)
Lineage: Eukaryota; Metazoa; Chordata; Mammalia; Dermoptera; Cynocephalidae
Gene: MPZL3
Product: myelin protein zero like 3
Exons: 6
Coding region: 1-708 (235 amino acids)
Cellular component (GO): plasma membrane
Source: RefSeq, a predicted model, not a curated record
AUGCAGCAGAGCGGAGCGGCUGGAUGCCGUGGCUGCGCUCUCUUCUCUCUGCUGGGCGUCCUGUUCUUCCAAGGUAUUUAUAUCGUCCUUUCCUUGGAGAUUAAUGCAGAUGCCAAUGUCCGAGGUUAUGUUGGAGAAAAGAUCAAGUUGAAAUGCACCUUCAAGUCGACUUCAGAUGUCACUAACAAACUUACCAUAGACUGGACAUAUCGCCCUUCCAGCAGCAGUCGCACAGAAUCAAUUUUUCAUUACCAGUCUUUCGAGUAUCCCACCACAGCAGGUACAUUUCGGGACCGGAUUUCCUGGGUUGGAAAUGUAUACAAAGGGGAUGCAUCCAUAAGCAUACGCAACCCUACCAUAAAGGACAAUGGGACAUUCAGCUGUGCUGUGAAGAAUCCCCCAGACGUGCACCAUAAUAUUCCCCUGACAGAGCUAACAGUCACAGAAAGGGGUUAUGGCACCAUGCUGUCCUCUGUGGCCCUUCUUUCCAUACUUGUCUUCAUCCCCUCAGCAGUGGUGGCGGUUCUGCUGCUGGUGAGAAUGUGGAGGAAGGCUGCGGGGCUGAAGAAGAGGAGCAAGUCUGGUUAUAAGAAGUCGUCUAUUGAGGUUUCAGAUGACACUGACCAGGAGGCAGAAGAUGAGUGCGUGACGCGGCUUUGUGUCCGUUGUGCCGAGUGCCUGGAUUCAGACUAUGAAGAGACAUAUUGAUGAAAGUCUGCAUGAUAUAAGAAGAGUCACCUAACAACAGAA